Ornithodoros turicata is the source of this 620-nucleotide messenger RNA. RefSeq names its product protein BUD31 homolog. Gene Ontology annotation, biological process: mRNA splicing, via spliceosome. NCBI's taxonomy places the organism in Eukaryota, Metazoa, Arthropoda, Arachnida, Ixodida, Argasidae. Bases 111 to 545 code for a protein of 144 amino acids. Gene Ontology annotation, cellular component: spliceosomal complex; nucleus. The record is from RefSeq and is a predicted model, not a curated record. The transcript is spliced from 4 exons.
AACGAAUGAUACCCCUCAGGAUCUAGCGCCUCCCUGUGGUACAGCCCCGACAAUAGCGUUGGGUGUACCGUCACUGUUGCUGCAACAGCUUCUUGUCUCGGGAUUUAGCAAUGGGCAAAGUUCGUCGCAGCAAGAAACCACCACCAGAAGGAUGGGAAUUGAUUGAACCAACCUUAGAGGAAUUGGAUCAAAAGAUGCGUGAAUGUGAAACUGAAACACACGAAGGAAAGCGAAAGGUAGAAUCCCUCUGGCCCAUCUUUAAGAUUCACCACCAAAGGUCCAGAUAUGUCUUCGAUCUUUUUCAUAAACGCAAGGCAAUCAGCAAGGAGCUCUACGAGUAUUGCAUCAAAGAGGGCCUGGCUGAUAAAAACCUGAUGGCCAAAUGGAAAAAGCAGGGAUAUGAAAACCUCUGUUGCCUACGGUGCAUUCAGACAAGAGAUACAAACUUUGGCACCAACUGCAUUUGCAGAGUCCCCAAAGGAAAGUUGGAAGAGGGGAAAAUUGUUGAAUGCGUCCACUGUGGCUGUCGUGGCUGCUCAGGCUGAAGAGGAGCACUCACAGCAUCUGUAAAAAAAGGACCCUUGUAUCAUAUCUCGUCAAUAGAUUGUAUCCAAAAUUAA